AUGUCAGAUGUAAAACGAUCAUUACUGGAUAUGAGUCCUGGCGGAAAAACAGAUGAUGAAGAAGAACCAUCGGAAGAUGAGAUGAUUGAGUCCAAUGAGACUUUUGCCGAAUUUUGUUCACGUAAGUGACG
This is a messenger RNA of Strongylus vulgaris, 131 nucleotides long. The record is from the annotation of a GenBank genome assembly. NCBI's taxonomy places the organism in Eukaryota, Metazoa, Nematoda, Chromadorea, Rhabditida, Strongylidae.